UUAAAGGCCGGCAGUGAGCAUGUGCCAUAGUGCCUGAGUUUGGGAGUUUGGUGACUGUCAGAAGGACAUAGUGCUGGCUGAGCUGGGGUGCGCUGACCUGGAGAAUGGACCGGGCUGAACGACCCCCUAAGACUGGGCUCCAGGUCAGCCUGGGGAGAGGCCACCUCUCUGAUGCCUGCCUCUGCCCCUGAGAGAUAGACCCACGGAGGAGACUCCAUGGAUGAGCCAGAGGCCUCCUGCCCCAGCACGGGGCCCAGCGCCGCUGUGGCCCGCGAGCUGCUCCUGGCCGCACUGGAGGACCUCAGCCAGGAGCAGCUGAAGCGCUUCCGCCACAAGCUGCGGGACGCGCCGGCGGACGGACGCAGCAUCCCGUGGGGGCGGCUGGAGCACGCGGACGCCGUGGACCUGGCCGAGCAGUUGACCCAUUUCUACGGGCCGGAGCCGGCGCUGGACGUGGCCCGCAAGACCCUGAAGCGCGCGGACGUGCGCGACGUGGCGGCGCGGCUCAAGGAGCAGCGGUUGCAGCGGCUCGGCCGCAGCUCCUCGGCGCUGCUCUCGGUGUCUGAGUACAGGAAGGAAUACCGGGAGCACGUGCUGCGGCAGCACGCCAAAGUGAAGGAGAGAAAUGCGCACUCGGUGAAGAUCAGCAAGCGCUUCACCAAGCUGCUCAUCGCGCCCGAGAGCGGCGCCCUGGAGGAGGAGGCGCUGGGGCUGGCGGAGGCGCCGGAGCCGCGGCGCGCGCGGCGCUCGGACACACACACCUUCAACCGGCUGUACCGCCGCGACAAGGAGGGCCGGCGGCCGCUGACCGUGGUGCUGCAGGGCCCGGCGGGCAUCGGCAAGACCAUGGCGGCCAAGAAAAUCCUGUACGACUGGGCGGCGGGCAAGCUCUACCAGGGCCAGGUGGACUUCGCCUUCUUCGUGCCGUGCGGCGAGCUGCUGGAGCGGCCUGGCGCGCGCAGCCUGGCCGACCUGAUCCUGGAUCAGUGCCCAGACCGCGGUGCGCCCGUGCGGCAGAUGUUGCGGCAGCCGCAGCGGCUCCUCUUCAUCCUGGACGGCGCGGACGAGCUGCCAGCGCUGGACGCCCCCGAAGUCGCGCCCUGCACGGACCCCUUCGAGGCCGCGAGCGGCGCGCGGGUGCUGGGCGGGCUGCUGAACAAGGCGCUGCUGCCCACGGCCCGCCUGCUGGUGACCGCGCGCGCCUCCGCCCCGGGGAGGCUGCAGGGCCGCCUGUGCUCCCCGCAGUGCGCCGAGGUUCGCGGCUUCUCCGACAAGGACAAGAAGAAGUAUUUCUACAAGUUCUUCCAGGACGAGUGGAGGGCCGAGCGCGCCUACCGCUUCGUGAAAGAGAACGAGACGUUGUUCGCGCUGUGCUUCGUGCCCUUCGUGUGCUGGAUCGUGUGCACCGUCCUGCGCCAGCAGCUCGAGCUCGGCCGGGACCUGUCUCGCACCUCCAAGACCACCACGUCCAUGUACCUGCUUUUCAUUGCCAGCGUGCUGAGCUCCGCUCCCGCCGCCGACAGGCCCCGGGUGCAGGGAGAGCUGCGCAAGCUGUGCCGCCUGGCCCGCGAGGGCGUCCUGGGGCAUAGGGCUCGGUUCGCCGAGAAGGACCUGGAGCGACUGGAGCUUCGUGGCUCCAAAGUCCAGACACUGUUUCUCAACAAGAAAGAGCUGCCAGGCGUGCUGGAGACCGAGGUCACCUACCAGUUCACCGACCAGAGCUUCCAGGAGUUCUUCGCUGCACUGUCCUACCUGCUGGAGGACGAGGGGUCUCCCGGGGCAGAGGCUGGCGGCAUUGGGACGCUCCUGCGCGGGGACGCCCAGCUGCGCCACCACCUUGCGCUCACCACGCGCUUCCUCUUCGGACUCCUGAGCGAGGAGCGGAUGCGCGACGUCGAGCGCCACUUCGGCUGCGCGGUCUCAGAGAGAGUGAAGCAGCACGCCCUGAGGUGGGUGCAGGGGCAGGGCUGCCCCAGGGUGGCACCAGAGGGGACGGAAGUGCUCGAGGACACGGAGGAGCCAGAGGAGGAGGAGGAGGAGGAAGAGGAGCUGAACUACCCGCUGGAGCUGCUCUACUGUCUGUACGAGUCGCAGGAGGAUGCCUUCGUGCGCCAGGCCCUGGGCAGCUUCCGGGAGCUGGCGCUGGAGCGCGUGUGCUUCAGCCGUAUGGACGUCGCUGUUCUCAGCUACUGUGUGAGGUGCUGCUCCGCUGGACAGGCGCUUCGGCUGGUCAGCUGCAGACUGGCCGCUGCACAGGAGAAGAAAAAGAAGAAGAGCCUGGUGAAGCGGCUGCAGGGCCGCCUGGGCAGCAGCAGCAGUUCUCGAGCCACCACGAAACAAUUCCCGCCCUCCCCACUGUGUCCUCUCUUCGAGGCCAUGACUGACCAACAGUGCCGUCUGAGCAGCCUCACGCUAGCCCGCUGCAGACUUCCGGACACGGUCUGCCGGGACCUCUCUGAGGCCCUGCGGGCAGCCCCUGCCCUGACGGAGCUGAGCCUCCUCCACAGCCGGCUCAGUGAGGUCGGCCUGCGUUUGCUGAGCGAGGGCCUGGCCUGGCCCCAGUGCCGGGUGCAGACACUCAGGCUGCAGCUGCCUGGCCCCCAAGGAGCCCUCCAGUACCUCAUUGCCAUGCUCCGGCAGAGCCCCACCCUGACCACGCUGGAUCUCAGUGGCUGUCAGCUGCCCAGCUCCAUGCUGACCUACCUGUGUGCAGUCCUGCAGCACCCAGCGUGCAGCCUGCAGACCCUCAGCCUGACCUCCGUGGAGCUGAGUGAGGGGUCCGUGCAGGAGCUUCGGGCUGUGAAGACAGCAAAGCCGGAUCUGGUCAUCCUACAUCCAGCGCUGGACAGCCACCCCGAGCCUCCCACAGGACUCAGCAGGGCCCUCUGAGGCUCAGGACAGCCACCCCGAGAUGCCGCGGAACUCAGCAGUGACCUCUGAGGCUCAGGAAGCCAGAGCAAGGUGCAGAACGCUGUACUCAGAGCCCCUGCAGAGGAGACCUCCCCAUUCCAAGGGCGAGAGGACGUUGCUCUCAGCCUCUGGGCAACUUUUUGGAGGCAAGAGGCCCUGGACAGACACAGCUUCCUCCUUGUCCUGGACAGACCUGGGAGCUACCCCUCCCUCCACACCCUAGGGGACCCCCGCAGCCCCACCACUGCUCCCUCCAGCCAUGCCCCUCUCAGACGCCCCCCAACAAUAAUAGCAGUGGUCCAAGCUCCAACUAACUGAGCACCUAUUGUGUGCCAGCAGAGUCGCCCUUCCUGACUGGGCCCUCAUCUGCAGUGUGAGCCUGCAGGCCACUGUCCCUCCCCUGGAUUUGGGUCUUGGCAUUAGGAGUGAGACCAUCACCAAGGCUACGUGGCCUGAACCCGGGUGUCCACUCUCUGUCUGAGGUCUUUGGUCUCUGGGAAGAGAGACUAGGGGAGAGUAGGGUAGAGCAGCAUGGUGGGUGGGCAGCCCCCCAUGCACCGACAAUAAUUCUCCAUCUGUGGAGUCGUUUCCAUUGGUUUCUGUUACUCAUGGCCAGGUGUGCUAACAGUGCCCACAGCCUUUCCAGCAACCCAGCCGCACAAGGCAGGGCUGAGCUUCCCCCAGCUCACCAGUGAAGAAACCAAGCCGGGGGCGGCCUGACUGCAGACAGCUCUGAGGCGUGGCGUGGCCUCUACGGACGGGGCCAGGAGUGUCAGCCCCGGACCUUGGCAUCUCCCCUGUUCAGCACUGCGGGGCUCAGGCAGCUGCCCAGGCCCCAGCCCAGGUGGGGGGACCCUGGAGUCAGCCCCUCAACUUCCCAGGGAAAUUCCCCUCUAAUCCACUUUCUGAAUUGAUUCCUUCACUCCACAAAACAGAUAAAAACCCCUGUCCUCUGAGAGCUAACAUUCUAGGCAGA
Messenger RNA from Propithecus coquereli (Coquerel's sifaka), 3886 nucleotides. It is a transcript of the gene NLRP6, whose product is annotated as NLR family, pyrin domain containing 6. Gene Ontology annotation, molecular function: vasopressin receptor activity; peptide binding. Bases 217 to 2889 code for a protein of 890 amino acids. Gene Ontology annotation, biological process: response to bacterium; regulation of inflammatory response; acute inflammatory response. Lineage: Eukaryota; Metazoa; Chordata; Mammalia; Primates; Indriidae. The record is from RefSeq and is a predicted model, not a curated record. The transcript has 8 exons. Gene Ontology annotation, cellular component: cytoplasm; canonical inflammasome complex.